Molecule: messenger RNA, 1523 nt
Organism: Paramecium sonneborni
Lineage: Eukaryota; Ciliophora; Oligohymenophorea; Peniculida; Parameciidae
Source: the annotation of a GenBank genome assembly
AUGUUAAAACCACAUCAAGUGUUGCUGCAUGAGUUUACUGAACUGAUAUUGAAUCAGAGAGUAGAGUAGAAACCAUCUAGUUUGAGACAUUCAAAUGUAUUAAAUUUAUGGUAGAUAAAAGGAAUAUGGGUGCAUGAGAAUUAAGAAUUAAGAUUACAGAAGAAAUGGAAUAUUAAGAUUCUAAUUGAAGUUUGGGUCUUAGAAGUAAUCAUAACAAGCAAGUAAUAGAACAACACUAAAAAGAUAAUUUAAGAUGAUUGAUUAGGAAUUUAAGAAAACACAACGGUUAGCUCUAAUCAAGGAGUAUUUUAGGAAUAUUGGCAAAUCUUCCACUUUCUUAAGAAAUCCCAUCCUUCAACAAGAACAUGAAGAUGCAUACAACAUUCAGAAUGGAUCAAUACUAUCACAUUUCCAAACUAUCAAUUGUUCAAGUAAAAACGUCGCUUACUUGUACAUUCAGGUCCACUACUAGAAGGAAAUUAUAUUCUCUCCUUAACCUAGAAUAGCAUAGAAACCAAUCAUCUAAAGAGAAAAAUUCAAAAUAGCUUUCAUAAAAAAACUAAAGCUUCUUCUCAAAUUGCAGAGACUCUUGAAUACUUUAAUUUAAUAAAUUAAACCGUAAAAUGCUAUCUAUUUAUAUAUAUAAAUUUAUUAAUAACUGAAUGAUCUUAGAUCUCACUUGCAAUAUUCAAAAAUGUUUUUUAUACAAGCAUGGUGAUUUUUAUUUCAUUAACAUUCACAAGCAUUCUCUUUGGCUAACCUGAUAAAUUAACUAAAGGUUUUGAUCCUGAUGGUAAUUUUCUUAAUUUAAUUUAGGUAUUGCAUGUGGUGCUGAUUUUGGUUCAAGAGAAUAUCCUUAUAUUUAUUUUAGCAAUCCAACUCCUACUACUCUUCAUUAAUCACUUUAUGUGAAAUCAUGUCCAAAGCCAGAUCACAAAAAUGGAAGUACAUAUUAAAUUCAAAUCCCUUAGUGCGUAAAAAAUGAGAAUGUUUAAUUUUUAUUGAUUUAUUUUUAUAUUAAAUUAGAAAAAUAUAAAUAUUAAUGAGAUAAUAAAAUAAAUUUUCUAAAUCACUUUACUUUUCUUUAUAAAGGCAAUAUUUGUAUGCCUAGAAAUUUAGCUUAUUACUUAGCAAUUAAAGAAAAAGCUAAUCCUCCUGCAAGAUUAACUAAUACUAGCGAUAUAUACUAAAAUAAAUGGAGGCUACUCAUUUUUAUAUUCCUUGCUGGUAUAUCAUCUAAACUUUUACUUACUUAAUUGAAAGCUAAUACUUAAUAUAGAGUUUGGGCUUUGAAUUUAGGAUUAUUUAUAUUUGUGGCAAGUCUUGGAGUUAUUUUUGCAUCCUAAAUGAGAGAUGCUAUUGCAAACUCAUCAGAUACUAGUUCAAUCUCUUCCUUUUAAGUUGAUGAAGAGUAUAUUUUGAAAAUGACAAAUAUUUCUGAUCCUUCUAAAUUGGCCAUUCUGUCAUUUAUAUAUUAUUAUACUAACCUAUUAUGGAGAGUAUUUUUUAUACAACAAUUAUGA